This is a messenger RNA of Hydra vulgaris (swiftwater hydra), 784 nucleotides long. Its product is annotated as transmembrane protein 170A. The record is from RefSeq and is a predicted model, not a curated record. NCBI's taxonomy places the organism in Eukaryota, Metazoa, Cnidaria, Hydrozoa, Anthoathecata, Hydridae.
CACACACUUUUUCCCUUAGUACUAACUUGUUUGGCAAAUUACUAAAGUCGUCAAUAUCAUUGCGAGUGGAGACAAAAUAUAAAAAAGACAAAACUUGCAACAACAGCAAACAAAAAACUCUAAUACUAUACUUAAUACCUAACAUGGAAAAAUCAAAUAAUAUUCAAAGUUUUAAUGCAAUUUGGUAUCAGAUAUUUUUAUAUUGUCUUGCAACUGUUCUCUUUGUUCACAUAAUAGCAGCAUUAGUAGCAUUUUUUUCACUCCGUAAACAUCAAAUUGGAAGAUAUUUAUGUAUCGUUUUGUUUUUAUAUGGUUUUUUAUACCCUCUGACUGGAGGAUUUAUAACAAGUGUUCUUAUUGCUUGGAUUUACUCUGCCGCUGGCUAUACUAUGGAAAAAAAUUUUGCAUUUGUAUAUGGCGCUGGUCAAGCACUUGUAUUAUUUCUUGUAUCGUUCAUACAUCUUUAUGGGUUGCUUUGAGACCGAUUUUAAGAAUCAACACUUAGUGAUUUCAAGUUUUGGCAAUUUGGAAGAAUCGACAUUUUAAAAAAGUAAUUUGCAAACAAUGCAUUACACAGGUUUUUCGCAGAAACUUUUUUACAAGUAUUGCGACAGACGUUUGUGGCAAAUUUGAGGGUUUUUGCAUUUGCAACUCAAGUUCUACUAAAAAUGAAAACAAAAUAUCACAUUGAUUAACAUCGAAAAUGCAGAAAGCAUAAAUGCUUUUUGCAUUUUUGAUGUUGGUCACUGUGAGUCAAGAAGAGAAAAUAAAAAAUUAUCGACAA